AUGUCAAACUUCACCAGCGGCUUCCACGUCCCGCCCCAACACCCAUCUCAUCCUCAUCCCGCCCCUCAACCCAUAACAUUCACCUUCUCGCAACCCAACUCCAAGAUCUUCGACUGCACCAUCUCCGACUCUUACGGCUCUACACCCUUCAGCAUCCACUCCUCAUCCUUCUACAACGCCGCCAUCUAUCAAUUUGAGCGGACGAAAUCGACGUUGAAGGGAAGCGAUGGGGCGGUGAUUGCGGUGGUGGAUUGGGAGCAUUCGAGUCCGAGGGUAUUGGUGACGAGUGUGGGUGGAGGGGGGAAGGUUAAGUGUAAGGAGUGGUUUCCUUAUGAUAAGGCGACGAGGACGAGGACGAUUGGCCAUGCGGGGAGGUUGUAUAUUGCGAAAUGUCAUCCAGACAGGACAGUACACUUCACAUCCCGCGAACAACCCACCCACCCCCUCGCAAUCUGGCAUCAACCGCAAGACAAACACCAACCUUCCUCCAUCGUCGUAUACCCUGAUACGUUCUCCGUCCCCGGUCUCCUGGAGGUGUUUAUUCUGGCUACGUUCUUGUUGGCGAGUGGGGCGUCGAUGGGGGAUCAUGGCGAGAAGGGUUUUUUUGCUGAGGCUGUUGCGGAUGGUGUGGGCGAGUCGAUUGGAGAGGCGAUCGUGAAGGGGUUGUUUGGUGGGCAUUGAGGAGGAUGUGAUAGGUCCUGGUUCAGCUUGUGCGCGUCAUGCAACGUUGUGGUACCCGCUGGAUAAUCUC
Molecule: messenger RNA, 751 nt
Organism: Stereum hirsutum FP-91666 SS1
Lineage: Eukaryota; Fungi; Basidiomycota; Agaricomycetes; Russulales; Stereaceae
Exons: 3
Coding region: 1-681 (226 amino acids)
Source: RefSeq, a predicted model, not a curated record